Suillus subalutaceus is the source of this 291-nucleotide messenger RNA. RefSeq lists its product as uncharacterized. The annotation marks the transcript as partial. Lineage: Eukaryota; Fungi; Basidiomycota; Agaricomycetes; Boletales; Suillaceae. The record is from RefSeq and is a predicted model, not a curated record. The transcript has a single exon.
UACUGGGAGAAUGCUCGUGCCACUCGUCCACGACUCGCACAAAUGGCACUUGAUUUUUUGUCUGCUCCAGGUAUUUUCCUCGCUUGUUGAUUGAUGAAAUCUGACGGAGACCAAUUAGCUUCCUCGGUUGACGCUGAGCGGGCUUUUUCAGGUGGCCGUCUUCAGGUCAACCACCUCCAGCAUGGUGUUAGUUCGCAAACCUUCAAAGCUCAGAUGGCUGUGGGAUCAUGGUACAACACACCUCUCAUGAACGAUCUCGGUGCUGUCACAUCAAUCAUGCGAACGAAGAUG